UACUGGUGGUCAGAAAAGUUGUCAGUCCGGUCCACAUUUCCGCUACGUGCACCCCCUCCGCCUCCAAUCCCUCCCAUUUCCAACCACUUGCUUUUCCAGCUGCUUUGAGGUCAGUCAGGAUCCGUGAAACUGUCCUGCGAGCAGACCCACGGACACGAGGAUAGUGUGCAGAAAACCACGCCAGUCAUUAUGCUGCUCAGUCUGUCCAGAACCGUCGGCGGGUGAUUAAAAGACAGUUUGAAGGACCGGGUUGCCUUUUGCUGGAACAAGCCGUGGACAUUUGCCCAAGGAAAGGGUUACUUGUUUGGGAGGAAACUCUUCCAGCGCGCGCUGUGUUUUGAUCGCACAAACGGCGGAAUCGUGUUGGGAACUCGGGAGAGGAACAUUUGCGGCGUUUGGCUUUUGGGAUUUUUUUUUUAGCCUGAACAACUUGAAAAAUCUCUGGGAUGCACUGGCCGCUGUAGGGAGAUCUGGAAAUCGGAACCGCCCCCAAAACAAACCAGUUUACAAACAUUCUCGGAACUGAACUCUUGAUAUUUCGAAUCGCUGUUGAAAAUGUCGAAUCCUCCAGUGAAGUUCAAAAAGGAUAAAGAGAUCAUUACAGAGUACGAGACUCAAGUCAAAGAGAUUCGAGCCCAACUGGUGGAACAGCAAAAAUGUCUGGAGCAGCAGACAGACAUGAGGGUCCAGCUCCUUCAGGAUCUCCAAGACUUCUUCCGCAAGAAGUCCGAGAUCGAGAUGGAGUACUCACGCAACCUAGAGAAGCUCGCCGAACGCUUCAUGGCCAAGACCAGGAGUACCAAGGACCAUCAGCAAUAUAAGAAAGACCAGAAUCUCCUGUCUCCGGUCAACUGCUGGUACCUGUUGCUGAACCAGGUUCGACGGGAGAGCAAAGACCAUGCAACACUGAGCGACAUUUAUCUGAACAACGUAAUCAUGCGCUUCAUGCAGAUUAGUGAGGACUCCACGCGCCUUCUGAAAAAGAGUAAAGAAAUCACCUUUCAGAUGCAAGAGGAUUUGAUGAAAGUCCUCAAUGAGCUCUACACGGUGAUGAAAACCUACCAUAUGUAUCACACGGAGAGCAUCAGUGCCGAGAGCAAACUGAAGGAGGCUGAGAAGCAGGAGGAAAAGCAGAUCGGACGUGGUGGAGAUCCCGUCUUUCACAUCCGACUAGAGGAUAGACACCAGAGACGGAGCUCUGUGAAGAAGAUUGAGAAGAUGAAGGAGAAGAGGCAGGCCAAGUACUCGGAGAACAAGCUGAAGUCGAUCAAAGCUCGUAACGAAUACCUGCUGACGCUCGAAGCCUCUAAUGCUUCAAUCUUCAAGUAUUACAUUCACGACUUGUCUGAUUUAAUAGAUUGUUGUGAUCUGGGAUAUCAUGCCUCUCUGAACCGGGCUCUGCGGACUUACCUCUCGGCCGAAUAUAACCUGGAGACAUCUCGUCACGAGGGCCUGGACAUCAUUGAGAACGCGGUGGACAGUCUGGACCCCCGUAGUGACCGCCAGCGCUUCAUGGAAAUGUACCCUACUGCUUUCUGCCCGCCUGUUAAAUUUGAGUUCCAGCCACAUAUGGGUGAUGAGGUGUGUCAGAUCACGGCCCAGCCUCCAGUGCAAGCAGAACUCCUCCUGAGGUUCCAGCAGCUUCAAUCCCGUCUGGCCACUCUAAAGAUCGAGAACGAAGAGAUCAAGAAGACCUCCGAGGCCACUCUCACUACUAUCCAGGACAUGGUGACCAUCGAGGACUAUGACGUGUCCGAAUGUUUCCAUCACAGCCGCUCUACUGAAUCAGUCAAGUCCACCGUGUCGGAAACCUACCUCAGCAAGCCGAGCAUCGCCAAGAGACGUGCCAACCAACAGGAGACGGAGCAGUUUUAUUUUAUGAAGUUUCGCGAGUAUCUAGAGGGCAGCAAUCUCAUCACCAAGCUUCAGGCAAAGCAUGAUCUACUGAAGAGGACCCUCGGUGAUGGUUACCGGCCUGAGUAUGCAACUACAAGGCCUCCCAGUCUUCCUCCUAAACCGUUUGGCACACAGAGGCCCAGGCCACGCUCUGUAUUUAACGUUAAGCUGUUUAAUGGCAAUUUGGAGUCAUUUGUUAAGGACUCUGGACAAGCAAUACCAAGAAUUGUUGAGAGCUGUAUUCGAUUCAUUAACUUGUAUGGCCUUCAGCAUCAAGGAAUAUUCAGAGUGUCUGGAUCUCAAGUUGAAGUCAACGAUAUCAAGAACUCUUUUGAAAGAGGUAAUGAUCCCCUGACAGAUGAAGAGAAUAACCACGAUAUAAACUCUGUUGCGGGAGUUCUGAAACUCUACUUUCGAGGUUUGGAGAACCCACUGUUUCCAAAGGAAAGAUUCAAUGAUCUCAUCUCUUUUGUCAGAAUAGAAAAUCUGUAUGAGAGAUCACUGUAUAUACGAAAGAUCCUUCUCACUGUACCCAGAUCAGUGCUCGUGGUCAUGCGAUAUCUGUUUGCCUUCCUCAACCACUUGUCCCAGUACAGCGAUGAAAAUAUGAUGGACCCCUAUAACCUGGCCAUCUGCUUUGGCCCCACCCUCAUGCCCACUCCAGAAAAUCAGGACCAGGUGUCCUGCCAGGCCCAUGUCAAUGAGGUCAUCAAAACCAUCAUCAUCCACCACGAGACCAUCUUUCCUGAUGCGAAGGAGCUUGACGGCCCCAUGUACGAGAAGUGUAUGGCAGGCGGAGACUAUUGUGAGAGUCCAUACAGUGAACAUGGAGCUCUUGAGGAAGUUGAUCAGGAUGGAGUAGCAGAGACCCACACCAGUGAGGAUGAGGGGGAGCCCAUUGAAGCCAUUGCAAAAUUUGAUUAUGUGGGCCGUUCUGCACGGGAACUGUCCUUUAAGAAGGGUGCGUCUCUACUGCUGUAUCAGAGAGCGUCAGAUGACUGGUGGGAGGGCAGGCACAAUGGCAUAGAUGGACUAGUGCCUCACCAAUACAUCGUUGUACAGGAUAUGGAUGACACGUUCUCUGACUCUCUGAGCCAGAAGGCAGACAGUGAGGCCAGCAGUGGACAUGCAGGAGAGGAGAAAUGCUCCAGCAGAGACAUCGGAUCUCCAACAGACAGCAGAUUACCUGAUUCCUACAUCAGCAGCAGGCACAGGAAGAGAAGUGACCCCCCGACCCGCAGGCCUCCAGCUCGCCCAACCGAUGCCCACUGCUUGGUCCACCCCUCCCAGAGCCAUCACGGCAGUCACGGCAACCCAGAUUUGGGAUCCCCAGUGAUGGGCCACUACAGUCCGCGGGACCUGCUGAGAGGAAGAGGACACAUGCCCAUGGAUAGUCCCGAGAGACGCCGACGGACCGGUCAUGGCAGCCUGACCAACAUCAGCCGACACGAGUCCGUGAAAAAGAUGGAGAGCCCUCCCAUCCGUAGGUCCACGUCUUCGGGCCAGUACACAAGCUUCUCCGAGCCUCACGGCAAGAGUCUGGAUCCAGAAAGCAUCGCACAGGACAUAGAGGAGACGAUGAACACUGCUCUAAAUGAGCUGAAGGAGCUCGAGCGGCAGAGUUCUGCGAAACACGCCCCUGACGUGGUGCUGGACACCCUGGAGCAGAUGAAGAACGCUCCCACACCGGCCAGCUCCACGGAGUCCCUGAGCCAACUCCACGGCCUCCUGCUGCGGCCCGCCGUCACGGAGCCGCCCAUGCGCCGCAGCACCAGCUCCUCCAGCGAUACCAUGAGCACCUUCAAGCCCGCUGUGGCCCCGCGCAUGGGUGUGCAGCUCAAGCCCCCCGCCCUGCGGCCCAAACCCAUGGUGGCCGUACCCAAGACUGGAGCAGCGCAGCAUCCAGCGGCCCCUCCAGAGGAUCCACUGGACAAAUCCUGCACCAUGUGAUACAUUGUGGGCGAAACGUUUAGGGACAAAGAGGACCGUGGCAGUCAGAGCCAGAUUUAUAGUGGAAUUUAUUCCCAAUGAACAUGGUUCUUAAUUUUUUGCAACAUUUCAUUCAGAGAGUGGACUCAAGCAAAUAUAGAUAACUAAGGAUACUAGAAAUAUGUUACUGUGGUUAAUGAGGUGAUAGUAGUUAGUGUGUAUACAAUUCCAACACUAUUAAAGGGAUUAUUAAUAAACUAGAAUAACAUCGGUCACUAAGCAUGGUUCUGAGGAAGAGUAGAGUUAGUUAAACAGGUGUUUACUAUUUCAGAGAUUACAUUUUCUCCGUUUACUCGAUUCCAACAAACAUUUUUAGAUUUUCUAGACACCUGCAACUAACGGAAAGCAGUUUAUUUGUUCUCAAAUACUGUUUGCCUGCUUGUCUGACACUUCGUUUUUCCCCGCAAUACUCUGUGUGAAUAGAUUAAGGAGUUGUGUUGAAGAUAUUAAAGAAAGCAACAAAUCAAUACAGCUUCCUGCGUUAUGUUGUUAGGGUGACUUUUUUUGUUUCAGUAGUUUACAUCCACUAGAAUAACAGCUAAAUGUGAAAUAUAAAGAAACUAAGCAGGGUCUUUGGUUUCUCUGUUUACAGCAUUAGGAUUGUGGGAAAUGUGUCUCAGAGUGAUUUCUAGUCUGGACUCUUUGUGGAAUGUUGACGUUGGAAACGCACUGCCAUAUAAGGGCGUGUGAUGUCACAUCUUCUGCCCGUCCGGAUUGGCUCUCGGUGUUAACAUUUAAAGUUGUAUCAGCAAGGCUUUACUUUGAAUAUUAUAUUUUUGAUAGUAAUAUUUGAAUAUACAGUAUGCCCAGGGAGUUUGCGUAAACCACAUCCGCUUACGUUGAAGAAACAUUUUCCUAGUUUUUCUUGACUUCUUAUUUAGAAAUAUAUAUUGUGUAUAUAAAUGUACAUCCACUAAACCUUUUUUAUUAAUUUUGUCUUCACGUUCAUUACUUUCUCCCAGGAACCAACUGCUCUCAAUAAACAAUAUUUUUGUAGUAUCUAUCUGCUUAAUUCGAUGUAAUCUGUGAAUAGUCAAGUCUAGCUGCCCAAAAAGUAAAGUUCUUCAAGCGCUGCAUAGAGAUCAUGAAUCUUUUCCUUGUCAGCUUAGCUGUCUAAAACGCUUGCUUGGUUCUAUCCUAUAAGCAUGAAUGAUAAUCCUCUUAGUUUUCAUAUGCAAGUACUUUUCUAGUAACUUUUGAGGCAAUAUUUCUUGUUGGUUUACCAAACAAGGGAAUGAUGCCAAUAGCCAUGGACUCAGAGACUGUUACUGCAGUGCUUUCAUGGGAUAGUGCUUGAGGCCCAUUAACCCUUCGUAAUAAUGUCACACACAGCACCACACCCAAAUUAAGUGUCACGCAAGGUACCCAAAGACAAAGAGUUAUGUACAGCAUCAGUCACUCGUGUAUAUUUGCACUACAAAAUUAAAGAUCUGGGAUUUUGUAUGCAGUAUAUCAAUCUGACGUUAUCUGUGCAUUGACAUUCACAUUAUUAUGACAGUUUGACAAUAGCUUUGUGUGUGUGUGUGUGCGCGUGUAUAUUUAUAUAUAUUAUACAACAGUUUAUUCAUUAUUAGGUAGGAUAUGCUAUGUAAUGUGAUUGGGUGAUGUUACGAAAUUGAACAAAGGGGACAAACUGUACGUAACUUCAAGAAAAUGAAAAGAAAUGCCUGUUUUUAAACAUGUAAUUAUAAGGCGCAAACUAAAGAUUUAUAUUGAACGAUAUUACAAACAAGUUUUAUUUUCUUUGAUUUUUUUUUAAGAGUGUACAUUAUAUGUAAGCCUUGAGAAAUGUUCUCCCUGCAAAACUACACACAGUAGCAGAAUCUCUGUACUUAAUUGCUGUUAUAUCAGUGUGUCCAUGUACAUCUCUGUACUAUGUACUUGUGAAAGUGCCUUUAAAAACUGUUUUAGAGGAACUUCAUCCAAACGUCCUCUGUGCUGUGGCAUUCUUAUUUCAGAUCCAGUAUAAUGAGUUGCUAGGAUUACGGUAAAUAAAUUAUUACUAACGUUGUUCUGUUUAUUAAGUUGUUAGAAUGAUCAAAUAAUAAAGAUACUGCUUAUCCAUUGUGACAUUGCACUUUUAUGUGAGACUGUAUAUAUGGCAUGUAACAUCCUAACAAGUUGUAGAGCUCUUGGGGGACUGCGCCAUCUUUCUAAUAAAGAAUAUAGUUUGGUCAGUUCA
Messenger RNA from Carassius carassius (crucian carp), 6067 nucleotides. RefSeq names its product SLIT-ROBO Rho GTPase-activating protein 1-like. The transcript has 22 exons. The record is from RefSeq and is a predicted model, not a curated record. NCBI's taxonomy places the organism in Eukaryota, Metazoa, Chordata, Actinopteri, Cypriniformes, Cyprinidae. Gene Ontology annotation, molecular function: protein binding; GTPase activator activity. Gene Ontology annotation, biological process: negative regulation of cell migration; signal transduction. The coding region runs from base 556 to 3846 and encodes 1096 amino acids. Gene Ontology annotation, cellular component: cytoplasm.